GCUCUACCACAUGCUCCUGCUGUCAUGACGUGCUGCCCCCACCGCUAGAAGCCUAAAAGCAAUGUGUCUGCCUGAUCGUGAACUGGAACCUCCGAAACCCUGGGUCAAAAUCAACUUUUUCUCUUUAUAAGUUGAUUAUCUCAGAAAGAACCCUGUUGACGGUGAUGUUUGUAUAAGUCAAAGGAGAAGGGACAGCGAGAAUGUCAGCCCUUAACUGGAAGCCAUUUGUCUAUGGAGGGCUGGCCUCCAUCACAGCUGAAUGUGGCACAUUUCCAAUUGAUGUAACCAAGACACGGCUUCAGAUUCAAGGCCAGAAAAAUGAUGCCAACUUUAAAGAAAUUAGGUAUCGAGGAAUGUUGCAUGCAUUGGUGAGAAUAGGCAGAGAAGAAGGGCUGAAGGCUCUGUAUUCAGGGAUUGCCCCCGCCAUGCUACGCCAGGCUUCCUAUGGCACCAUCAAGAUAGGCACUUACCAGAGCUUGAAGAGAUUGUUUGUUGAACGCCCAGAAGAUGAAACCCUACUGAUCAAUGUCAUAUGUGGAAUUCUCUCUGGUGUCAUAUCUUCAUCCAUUGCUAAUCCAACUGAUGUUCUGAAAAUACGAAUGCAAGCACAAAACAGUAAUAUUCAAGGUGGAAUGAUAGGCAACUUCAUCAACAUUUACCAGCAGGAAGGUACGAGAGGACUGUGGAAGGGUGUGUCCCUUACAGCUCAGAGGGCUGCUAUUGUUGUUGGUGUGGAGCUACCAGUCUAUGACAUUACCAAGAAGCAUUUGAUUCUCUCAGGCCUGAUGGGAGACACUGUGUAUACCCACUUCCUCUCAAGCUUCACCUGUGGUCUGGUGGGGGCCCUGGCCUCAAACCCUGUUGAUGUUGUAAGAACCCGUAUGAUGAAUCAGAGAGCCUUUAGAGACGGCAGAUGCUCUGGCUACACGGGUACCCUGGAUUGCUUGUUACAGACAUGGAAGAAUGAAGGCUUUUUUGCUCUAUAUAAAGGGUUUUGGCCAAAUUGGUUGAGACUUGGUCCUUGGAAUAUCAUCUUCUUUGUGACAUAUGAACAGCUGAAGAAAUUGGACUUGUGACAAAUGAAGGCUGCACGUGACAUCUGUCUGUAAACGCUGACUUCUGCAACAGUAGAGCUUCCUGUGUCUCACUCUGCUUCUCACUGCUGGGCUCAUCACAGAUUCUGGGAUGGGAGCAACAGAUGAAGAAGGCGAGGGCGGUUCAGAUCGCUGCUGUUGGCAUCGGAUGCUCUUCAUCAGCAUUUAAUGGCCUACACUGUAACACCCACACACUAGUCCUUAUCACUGAAGUGCCCUUUGACAUCAAAGAUAAUGUACAAAGAAAAUUUGCAAGAAAACCAGGUACCGUGAACUGUUUUUUCUUCAGGUAGAGCAGCUCCUGAUGCCUCUCAGCUUAUAACUACAGAUAUCAGCCUGCUUUAAAACAGCUCAUGGAAAUGAUGCAGUGGAGCCUCCAAGACAGUGCUGUUGUUCCCAAAGUGCUGGGAGCUUUGACUUCUUGUCAGCUGAAGACAUUUCAUGUGUGGAGACCUGUACUUGUUAACCCCAGGUAUAGACAGGGCAGGAAAUAGAUCCUUGGAAUAUUGCACUGCUUUAUAAUCUUCUGUCUUUUCAGAAUCUUUCACUUAUAAUAAGUGAUUUUAAGUCAUUGAAGACUUGACCUUUGUGAGGAAUUGUUACAGUGUAUUAAUACCUAACUUCACAGUGGGGUGAUGUGUUGGCUUCCAAGGUUACAAGUCUGUGGGUGGGAGAUGUUUUCAAGUGCUUGCCUUCUGUUUUAGGUAAUGUUAGUAAUUCACUCUAUGAUUUUUGGCAAAAUUUAUUAUUUCCCAACCUAGAAAACGGGGAUAAUGACCUCUAAUGAUGUUGGGGUCAAAUGAAGAAAAGAAGAGCAGGUGUUUUAUGUGACCUGAAGGGAAGUAUGUUUACAUUAUGUUGUCAGCUAUAAUCUCUAAACAGUCUGUGGAUGUGAAGAAAGUUUUGUUACCACAGGCUUCUCACAGUAACAGUGAGUAAAGCCCUUUGUUAAAGGAAGAACAUUGUAAAUGAAGGUUUUUCUUAACAAAAUGUUGCUAGUGAAUUGGGUUGAUUUUUCUGGAUUUCUAACUUUUACGUCCUGUCAUAUUUGUUAAAAUGUUUCCUUUCUUGGACUUCCUAGUUAGUUUGGAUAUAAAAUACUUGUUUGAAAUUUUUUAAUUUUUUUUUUUUUUUUUUUUUUUUUUUUUUUUUUGGUGCUGCUGGGGAUUGAACCCAGGGCCCAGGCAUGCUAGGCAAGUGUGCUGCUACUAAGCCCAAAACAGUUUCUUUAGUGCACCUGUUUAUCUCAUUUCCAAUAAAAGGUAUAUGAUAUUUUCCUUUUUUCUCUUUUCUUUUUUUAAUGCUGUGAUAAAUCGUUCUCCUUCCUUCUUUUCUUCAUCUUAUUUUUAAAGUAGAUCCACCCUUUAGGAACCACUGUAAAUUCUAACUUGGGCUGCAGGGCGGGCCAUUUCUAUAGAAUGUGCCAGAUAGAUUCCCAGUUUGUCUAGCCCCAGGGCGCCUUGGGAGAGAGGAAAUACAGGUUUUCUUUAAGGAUCAGGCAAUUUUUCCUCUAGGCCAUUUUCACCUUGUCAAUUUUAUUAGUGUUCCCUUUGGAAAAGAUUUUGUGAAACAGAAUUUUAUUUCCAAAAGUAAAAGUUUGGAAGACAAAGGCAUUAUAAAAAAUAAAAAAAAAAAAAAAAAAGAAAGAAAGAAGGGUCAUUGAUG
Sciurus carolinensis (gray squirrel) is the source of this 2759-nucleotide messenger RNA. It is a transcript of the gene Slc25a30, whose product is annotated as solute carrier family 25 member 30. Lineage: Eukaryota; Metazoa; Chordata; Mammalia; Rodentia; Sciuridae. Gene Ontology annotation, cellular component: mitochondrial membrane. The transcript is spliced from 10 exons. Bases 201 to 1076 code for a protein of 291 amino acids. Gene Ontology annotation, biological process: mitochondrial transport. The record is from RefSeq and is a predicted model, not a curated record.